UGUCGAGUUAACCUGAUCUCUCUGCAGUUUUCAUUCCUCUACGAAUCUACUUGCUUUUUUUUUCUUUUAGAGCGUAAGCGUGCGUAAAGUGCUUCUGUGAGCGUGCAGUCUCCAGGUGCGCGGACCAUCUCUUCUCGGUAAACUUUUUUUUUUUUUUUGCACAACCUACCUGAGUUGUGUCUCCUCUCUGCACGCCUCCUCUCCACCAUGGAUUUGGUUUGGGUUGUAGGCUUCGUUGUGAGCGUCUGCGCCUGGUUUGCUUCAGCGGAGCGGCACAGUGUCUACUGGAACAGCACGAACCCAAAGUUUCUAUGGGACGACUAUGCUGUAGAGGUGAAGCUCAAUGACUACCUGGACAUCGUCUGCCCCCAUUACCCGGAGGGUGAGGUGCCAUUGCUGGAUGCUGAGCGAUACGUGCUCUACAUGGUGGAGCGCGAGGACUACGAAUCCUGCAAGCCCCAAUCAUACGACCAGAUGCGUUGGGAGUGUGGCCAUCCGUUUGCCCCUCACGCCCCUGAGAAGUUCUCUGAAAAGUUCCAGCGGUUUACUCCAUUUACUCUAGGAAAGGAGUUUCGUCAAGGAGAAAGCUACUAUUAUAUCUCCAAACCUUUGCACCACCAUGGACAGGAGUGCCUCAGGCUCAGGGUGGACGUCGUGGCCGCUGAUGGCUCUCAAGAGGCCAGAGUGGCUAAAGGAGGCACAGGCGGGGCUGGAGUUGGAGCCGGGGGUGGGGCUCACAACCCAUCCAACAGACUGCCAGCAGCAGAUGACCCAGUGGUAAUCCUGCCAGACGUCCAGAAGAGUGUACGGACAAACUCCGCAGUGGCAGCUACAUCCCUCUCAAUCCUCUCAUUGCUAGUCCCAUUUUCGUUACUGCUGUUGUUGCACUGAGAGCACAUGAAAGGACUGCUGUUGGCAGACUUUUUUUUUUCAGGGACUACAAUGAAGAUAGUCUGUGGGGAUGAGACCACUGACUCAAAAAGACAUGCCCAGUGCUGGCCACAGGGAGAGAGUUUUGAAGCUUGCAAAGUACGGAUGGACUCACUUGCACAACAUGUGCUGAGUAAUUCAGAGCAUUUGAGGCGAAGUAUGUGUGCUUCGUCUCAUUUUAUUCAAAAGGUGACGGUAUUUUUUUCUUGGAAAGACCAAGCUCUCCUUGAAAUGUAUUUUCAGGGGCUCUCUCCAAAGCACAUUGGAUGAUAAUCCUCGAAGAAAAUAUGAAGAAGCGGAAGAAAAAGUGGCCGAAGAACAAUCAAAAGCAAAGACACCAACUCUGUUUAGAAUUAUAUAGAUAUAAAUUUAGAUGGGAAUAAAUCCGCAUGGAAAAAUAAUCUCUUACCUUUUGAGCCAAAGAUCAGUCAUCUCUCCAAACUUGUACACUAUUCCACCCUUGAGUAUUGUGUACUAUCUGUUGUAUUGUUAUCGUAAUGGUAUUGAGUGGCAUUGAUGUCCCAAGUGAUUACUUUCUCUAAAUGUAGCAUUGACAAACACGGGGGCUGUUCUCAUCACAACCAUUCCUUUGCAAACUCCACCAUGUGCUUAUAUACUGUAGCACUAAUACUGCACAGUACAGACACACUAACACACACUCCACAUCAGUGUUACACGCAGACACACACACAGACAUCGGGCGGUGAAACACAUGAAAACACAUACUACAUUGAACUGUGUUACUUGUACAUUCUGUGAAGAUAAUUUAUAACGUUUGCAGCUCAGAUGUUUUACUGUAUAUAACCAUGUGAUUAUGAAAGGAAACGUUGACUGUUGGCAACGGGGGGGGGGGGCUUUUUCUCUCUCCCUCUCUCCUGGUAGAGUUAGUACUUGUGUGAAAGGAAAAAUGUGUGUAUUGAAGUGAGAGUAAGAGAAUGCACGCGAGCUAGGGAACGAUUGAUUGAAAGCGUGAUGGGACAAAAUGUUUUUCUGCCAAAAGCAAACACUGAGAUGUUGUGUGUAUUGCAGAGAGGCGGGACUUCUCUGUUUGUUGGAUCUUGCCCCUGUAUUGGUUAAACUAUCUGACAUGAAGAGCUGGUAUCACGUCUUUUUUUUUUUUUUUUUUUUUUUUUUU
Messenger RNA from Seriola dumerili (greater amberjack), 2065 nucleotides. Its product is annotated as ephrin-A1-like. Bases 208 to 891 code for a protein of 227 amino acids. Gene Ontology annotation, biological process: ephrin receptor signaling pathway; axon guidance. The record is from RefSeq and is a predicted model, not a curated record. The transcript has 5 exons. NCBI's taxonomy places the organism in Eukaryota, Metazoa, Chordata, Actinopteri, Carangiformes, Carangidae. Gene Ontology annotation, molecular function: ephrin receptor binding. Gene Ontology annotation, cellular component: plasma membrane.